This is a messenger RNA of Oxyura jamaicensis (ruddy duck), 2489 nucleotides long. It is a transcript of the gene SERAC1, whose product is annotated as serine active site containing 1. Bases 222 to 2108 code for a protein of 628 amino acids. The transcript is spliced from 17 exons. The record is from RefSeq and is a predicted model, not a curated record. NCBI's taxonomy places the organism in Eukaryota, Metazoa, Chordata, Aves, Anseriformes, Anatidae.
AGAAUGUCAGUGGCUGCUUACUGUAUAUUUUGCUGUAGGCAGAUAAGAACCUCUGGUUCACCGACCCAAAAAACCUUACCCUGGAAUGAUAUAAUUAUUUCUUCAGCAUGUAGCUGUCUCUUGUCUGCAUCCAAAAUUCUUAAAGCCUUGCAAAGGCAGAACCUGGUGACAGUGGGUAUGGGGCAAACCUCACAGUUCUUGCUGAAGAAUAUCAAUUAUUCAUGAUAGGAAAAGUUGCAAAGGUAACUGGAUCACUUGUACUAGGAGGUUUUGUCUUCAUUACAUAUGAAGUUCUGUCCUUAAAGAAAUUACUGCAAAUCGAUACUCAAGCUAUACAUCAAGAAAAACUUAAAUCCCAUGUAUAUAUACGAACAUCUUCUUUAAAUCCAAGUGAAUAUCAAGGGAUCACAUACCAUGCCAGAAAAGAAAUCCAUAAAGCAGUGAGGAAAAUUCUAGAAACAGAAGCUAAACUUUUCUGGAGGCCUUUUAAUGAACACUUCAGUACGUUUGAUGGAGAAGAUCAUGAAUGUGCCUUAUGGCUCCUCUUAAAAAGGACUCAGUCAGAAAACAAAGAGGUCCGACUGCAGGCUGUACAGGAUCUGGCAAAGAACACUCGCUGGCAUGAUUAUCAAUAUGGUACAGUUGCUCAAGCCUGUGAUCAGAGGACUGCUAUAGGUUUGGCUCGGUCCCAAGAUGUCGAUCUUCGCUUUUUCCUGCCUCCACCAUCGCUGCCAAAAGUGAAGAAUGAUUAUCUCAUAGAAGAUCAGCUUCGCUUGUUAUUAGUGUCUUUACCUCAGACCGAUCUUGAUCCAUGUGUCCAGUACUUCACAUCUCUUGCUUUACGUGAAAGUAGUCAGACUCUUGCUGCACAAAGGGGAGGCUUAUGGUGUUUUGGGGGAAAUGGACUUCCAUAUUGUGAGACAUUGAGUAAAAUUCCUUCAGAGACAGUAGAACUCUUCUGCUUGCAAGCUUUAGUGCAACAUUCUAAGGUUUCUUCUCACUGUGAUAAAAUUGAAGCUCAAGGAGGCCUUCAGCUGCUACAGAGGAUAUACCAACUACGUAAAGAUUCUGCAAAAAUACAGAGGAACAUAAUUCGCAUUAUUGGAAAUAUGGCUUUGGAUGAACGUCUUCAUUCAUCCAUAGUACGUGCAGGUUGGGUUUCUGUGCUUGCUGAAGUAAUGAAAUCCCCACAUGUCAUUCAGUCUUCUCAUGCAUCCAGAGCUCUGGCUAAUCUAGACAGGGACACAGUACAAGAGAAGUAUCCAGAUGGUGUUUACAUCUUACACCCACAAUAUCGUAGCAGUCAGCCCAUCAGAGCAGAUAUCCUUUUUGUUCACGGUCUUUUGGGAGCAGCAUUUAAAACCUGGCGACAGCAAGACGUUGACCAGCCUUUGGAUAAAAAGGCUUCAGAAGUGGAAGAGGAAUACAGUCAGUGCUGGCCAAAGACGUGGCUGGCUUCAGACUGUCCCACCCUUAGAAUCAUAUCUGUGGAAUAUGACACUCGUUUGAGUGACUGGAAAGCAAAAUGUCCUGUUGAGCCUCACAGGAAGUCGAUCGCUUACAGGAGCAAUGAGCUUCUUGAGAAGCUCAGAGCUGCUGGGAUUGGAGAUAGACCCCUAGUAUGGGUGUCACACAGCAUGGGUGGUCUUCUAGUCAAAAAGAUGCUAGUGGAUGCUUCCAAGAACCCAGAAAUGGAUAAAAUUGUAAACAACACAAGAGGAAUCAUAUUUUAUAGUGUACCUCACCAUGGUUCCCAGCUGGCUGAAUAUUCCAUAAAUGCCAGAUAUCUUCUCUUUCCUUCUGUGGAGGUUAAAGAACUCAGCAAGGAUUCUCCCGCCCUUAAAGAGCUGAACGAUGACUUCCUGUCUUUUGCCAAAGAUAAGAAAUUUCCAGUGCUGAGUUUUGCCGAAACCUUACCCACACACAUAGGCAGCAUGAUAAAACUGCAUGUCGUACCGCUAGAAUCAGCAAGGUUAGGUAUUGGAGACCUUAUUCCAGUGGAUGUAAAUCACCUUAAUAUUUGUAAGCCAAAGAAUAAGAAUGCCUUCCUGUACCAGCGCACGUUGAAGUUCAUUCAGGACGUUUUAGCCACAGACCUUGGAGACUGAGGUUUUAAUCAUCCUUGUCUACCUAUUUCCACUAUUUGGUGUAACACAGUAAGUUCUCCUAACCCUCGUUAGAAGAUCUGCGGAGCCACAGAGAUGCUAUGUCACUAGUAUCUGCUGCUAAAACAAUUUUUAGUACGUCUCCAACUUAGAGACCUCUCUAACUUAUUUCUAAAAUAUAUUCAAAAGAAAUGCAAACUGGGAGACAGUCCCAUAAGCCUGGCAAAAAGAAAGUGAGUGUUGGCUUAGGGUAAGCAUGAUCUGUUGACAAAAUGUGCAAAUUCUCCAGCAGUCUGGCUGAGAGGGGAUGGGGAGUCAGUGGAAGCUAAGUUUCACUAAGUAUACAGAUGCCCCUCUAGAGUAAUAACUAGAUGCACAGGCACC